ACUGCAGCUGGAGAAGGGCGGGCGGGAGAGAAGCAGUUUCUCGAAACAGCCGGCUGGUUCAUUCUCUUCUGGCUAGAGGGACACCUGUGACUGACAGGCCUUCCUUGAGGUCCAGCAGACUUUUUCCAAGACUGACUUGGAGGACCUCAAACUUUGCUGGUGGAGAUUGAGCAAGCGCCCAACCAUGUUGCAUGCACAUCUGGAGCAGAGCAGUGCCAAGCCUCUUCCUGUAGUGAUCAUAGGAAAUGGCCCUUCGGGGAUCUGCUUAUCCUACCUACUGUCUGGUAACAUUCCCUAUGUCCGAAGGAACCCUGUUCAUCCUAAUCCCAUUCUGCAAAGGAAACUGGAAGAGACACCUGAGGUUUCCAUCUUAGACCAGGAUAUUGAGUACCUAUCUGAAGGUCUGGAAGGGCGAUCCUCCAGCCCAGUUGCUCUCCUUUUUGAUGCCCUGAUGCGUCCAGAUACUGAUUUCGGUGGGACUGCAGAUUCAGUCCUUGCUUGGGCACAUCAACCUGACAGAGCCAUUCCUCAUCUGGUUCUUGGCAAAAACCUUCCUGGAGGAGCCUGGCAUUCUAUCGAGGGAUCCAUGUUCACACUGAGCCAGGGAGACUGGAUGGGGCUUCCUGACCUGCAGUUCAAAGACUGGUUGAGUAAGAAGAAAAGGGGCUUCAGAAAUAACAGGGCGACUGCAGGAGACAUAGUCCAGUAUUAUCAGUACUAUGUGGCAAAGAAAGGGUUAAAGAAAAACUUUCGCUGUGGAACUCUUGUGACGUCUGUAAAGAAACUGAGUGUGGAUGUAGACUCCUGCUACAACAGUCAAAAUCCACAAACCAACCCCCAGGUAGACAGUGGGAGCCUCUUCCAGGUUGAUGGGUUUCUCACGACGGUCAGUGGUACACAGCCCUUCUCUGUGUAUGCGGAAAAUGUGGUUUUGGCCACAGGGACAUACGACAGCCCAUCCCGCUUAGGGGUGAAAGGAGAGCACCUUCCAUUUGUCCACCACACGCUCUCCGCCCUUGAAGAAGCUGUAAAGAACAAGGAGAUUGGCAUGAUGUCUGACCCGAUCCUGAUUGUUGGCGCUGGGCUCACUGCGGCAGACGCCAUCCUCUUUGCUCACCAUUGCAACAUCCCAGUGAUCCACGCCUUCCGCAGAAGGGUCAACGACCCAGCCCUCAUCUUCAACCAGCUCCCUAAGACAAUGUAUCCCGAGUACCACAAAGUCCACCAGAUGAUGAAAGAGCAGGCCAUCCCUUACCCGGGGCCAUAUGAAUGCUAUGUCAGCCUUCCUGAGCACCACAUUGUCACCUUCACAGAGGACAGGAAAUGCAUCUUUUGCGAUAAGAGUGGCCGCCAGAAAAUACACAACAUCUCCAUGGCUUUUGUCCUCAUCGGCUCCAACCCUAACCUAACCUACCUGCCCAACAACGGUGUGGACUUGGCGGUGGACUGUGAGCAGCCGGUCAGCUCCAAGAGGAACCCCAUUGAUGUUGAUCCCUUUACCUACGAGUCUGUCCACGAGAAGGGACUCUAUGCUAUGGGACCAUUAGCUGGGGACAAUUUUGUGCGGUUUGUGCAAGGUGGUGCUUUGGCGGUGGCCAGCUCUCUCCUGAAGAAGGCCAACCCCAACCCGCCAUAACACUUGCGGACAUUCCCCUUAGAGAAAGACCCACGUCAGCCUUUGAGAAGAGGGGGACUGAGCACAUGCAAGUCUACCAGAUAUGAAAUCUCUCUAUUGUAGCAUUCGGUAGGUCUGCUCUGAAAGGCCAGGUCGCAGAUUCAAGACAAUGUGCUUGCGGGACGUUCGCUUCUCAAGCUGCCACAUGCCCAACCUUUUCUCCCUGCUUUACAAGUUGGGGAGGCAGCUCUAUGCAGGCUUUGGCACACAAGAAGUGGAAAGGUGCUGGAGCAACUGCUGGUUUCUGAAUACUCAGAGUGAAAUUGGCAACAGGGUCUUCUUUGAAUGUAGAUAAGUGUUCGCAUUUAUUAUGUAGAUUUCUCUAAUCUUCACUGUCCCAUUAAAAAAUACCAUUCUGAACAGCUGUGAAAUAGAAAGCAUCACUCGAAAAGAGUGUGUGACUUGGAUCCAAAGUUGCACAAAGCUGUAAAAUUAUUUUUAUUUUUUUUAAAGCCAGGCAGCGCCUGCGGGUCUCAAACCGCUGGAAGCGAUUAGGGGAUCUAAGCAAUGCUUUGGUUGAUGGAACCGCUGGGCUGAGCUAGCUGCUUUAUUUAUUUAUUUUGAUACACUAAUGGUGCCAAGUGGGUUUUUCUUGGGCCCAUUUGGCAGUAGCCCCUUAUUCCCCCAAAGUCCCACAAACUUUGGGGGGAUCCUCUAGAGUACAUUUUCAGGAGCGUAAGAAGGUUCUGCAGCUAAUUGGCAAGUUCCUAAAGGCUCUAAGGACAUAACCUGCUUUUGUGGGUUUUCUAAGGGCAUCCUGAUGUUGACUAUUGUGUUGUAGCCCAGCCUUCUCCAACCUGGUUCUUUCCAGAUGUUCUGGACUGCAACUCCCAUCAGCCAAAGCAGCACAGCCAUGCUGUCUUUGGCUGAUGGGAGCUGUAGUCCAAAAUACCAGUAGAGCACUAGUUGGCAAAGGCUUCUGUACCUGCUGCCCACUGCUCUCCUGCUCUCCUUUAGAGGUGUGGAUUUUGAGUAGCCUAGCUAAGCAAUCGUGGAUGCAACAGCUGAAAUCUCAGGAAAUCCUUCAACACCCCCUUGUUGACUUUAGGUCUACAUGCUGAAUUUUAUAAACUUAAAUUUUGCUGGUUUAUAAGCAAAAGGUUUUUCAAAAAGAUUUUAAAAGAUUAUAUAUAUAUAUAUGUGGAGUAUUUUUUUGUAUACUGUUUUUAAAUAAAAAUAU
Messenger RNA from Podarcis muralis (Common wall lizard), 2855 nucleotides. It is a transcript of the gene OSGIN1, whose product is annotated as oxidative stress induced growth inhibitor 1. Lineage: Eukaryota; Metazoa; Chordata; Lepidosauria; Squamata; Lacertidae. Gene Ontology annotation, molecular function: growth factor activity. The record is from RefSeq and is a predicted model, not a curated record. Gene Ontology annotation, biological process: negative regulation of cell growth.